Messenger RNA from Echinops telfairi (small Madagascar hedgehog), 4576 nucleotides. It is a transcript of the gene B3GAT2, whose product is annotated as beta-1,3-glucuronyltransferase 2. The transcript has 4 exons. Gene Ontology annotation, cellular component: Golgi membrane. Gene Ontology annotation, biological process: chondroitin sulfate proteoglycan biosynthetic process; carbohydrate metabolic process. The record is from RefSeq and is a predicted model, not a curated record. Gene Ontology annotation, molecular function: galactosylgalactosylxylosylprotein 3-beta-glucuronosyltransferase activity. Lineage: Eukaryota; Metazoa; Chordata; Mammalia; Afrosoricida; Tenrecidae. Bases 1 to 993 code for a protein of 330 amino acids.
AUGAAGUCCGUGCUCUUCAGCCGCUUCUUCAUCCUCCUGCCCUGGAUCCUCAUCGUCAUCCUCAUGCUCGACGUGGACACGCGCAGGCCCGCGGCCCCGCUCACCCCGCGCCCCUACUUCUCUCCCCACGCGGCCCGCGGAGGCACCCGACUCCCGCUCCGCCGAGGAGGCUCCGAGAGCGGCCCGGGGCGCGGCGCCGAGAAGCGCAACCAGUCUGGGCCGCAGCCGCAGCCGCAGCCGCAGCCUGAGCCGCCGCUGCCCACCAUCUAUGCCAUCACGCCCACCUACAGCCGCCCGGUGCAGAAAGCCGAGCUGACCCGCCUGGCCAACACGUUCCGCCAGGUGGCGCAGCUGCACUGGAUCCUGGUGGAGGACGCGGCGGCGCGCAGCGAGCUGGUGAGCCGCUUCCUGGCGCGGGCCGGGCUGCCCAGCACACACCUGCACGUGCCCACGCCGCGCCGUUACAAGCGCCCGGGGCUGCCGCGCGCCACCGAGCAGCGCAACGCCGGCCUCGCCUGGCUGCGCCAGAGGCACCAGCACCAGCGCGCGCAACCCGGCGUGCUCUUCUUCGCCGACGACGACAACACCUACAGCCUGGAGCUCUUCGAGGAGAUGCGAACCACGCACAAAGUGUCGGUCUGGCCCGUGGGCCUGGUUGGCGGGCGCCGCUAUGAACGACCGCUGGUGGAGGACGGCCGAGUUGUGGGCUGGUACACUGGCUGGAGAGCAGACCGCCCGUUUGCCAUCGACAUGGCAGGAUUUGCUGUAAACCUUCAAGUCAUCUUGUCCAAUCCAAAAGCUGUAUUUAAGCGCCAUGGGUCCCAGCCAGGGAUGCAAGAGUCUGACUUUCUAAAACAGAUAACAACAGUUGAAGAAUUGGAGCCAAAAGCAAACAACUGCACCAAGGUUCUCGUGUGGCACACUCGGACAGAGAAGGUUAAUCUGGCCAAUGAGCCAAAGUACCACCUGGACACAGUGAAAAUUGAGGUAUAAAGGACAGCAGCAACUGGUGCAGACUGCCCGGCAAUGGCGGUGUGGAAGGAGGAGCAUGUCGGGAGUUUAGGCUGUAGAGUGUUCAGGUACUGUUCAUUUUACUUCUGAUGGACACCUGUACAAAUAGAGCCUGCUGGUUAACAUAAGCUAACUGAAUGAUAAACGUUGUGUUUUUAUGUGUUCCCCACAAGCAAACAUCUUUGUACAAUACAGCUAAGAUGACCUGCAGGAUACCAUUCUAAUCUCUUACAUUCGCCACCUUUGGCCUUGUAAAACCGAAAAGGUCUGGGAGACAGAUGCCAACUAAAUGUUCCCAGUUCCUGACUUUCCAACAUUAAGUAGCUUUUGGAAGGUUGGUGGCAGUAUCUAUCACAGGAAAUAAAAUCCACAAAAAAGGGGGUGGUGGUAUCUAUGGAUCCAUCUGUUUAAUAUAGGGAAAUAACAUUUUGUCAAUACUAGGCACCACAAAUUGUAAACACAACUACUGUCACAAACCUGGACAUGCCUGCAGGAGCGGAAAGUGGCUUUGUGUAGUUACCCUGUUUGCACAUGGUGCGGAGGAAGUCUUCGUAUCAGCACUAUGUUUCUAAGGAGAGCGAUCCAGAUAAAAACGUGAGUGUUUAAACAUUCAUUAAACGAAAUUAGAGCAACAUCCAGGUUUAUCUCCCUUUCACUAACCAUGUUUCCCUGUUACACACGUCAUCCUAACAGCACAGUGAAGGGAACGAGGCGAUCAAAGACUCUUGAUACAUUAGAAAACAGUGUUCAGUGAUACAUUUACAUUCUAUUUAUAGGAUUAAACAUUCGAUCAUACAGUAUCUGCCUACAGGAUUACUGGCUAAUUUGGGGCAGGGUUUAUACUGUUAGAGGUAUUACUAACAUGAUAACUACUUCCCUUAUCUGCAAACAUUAGAGCUACAAUUUUACUGAGUAAAACUGAUUACGCAAGUCGACCGAGAGCAGCUUCUCAAAGAAUAAUGGUUUAGGAAAUCAUGGGUAAGAAGAAAAGCUGCCCUGACCUAAGUGGUUUUUCAACCUGCUUUUCACCACAUCAAAUUUAAUCAGUACAGACCAACACACAGUCAAUCAGAUCAUUCUUAAUAUGAAUGAAUGGGGCAAAAAGAAAAUAUGUACAUGAAGAAACAGGAACGUCAGGUGGUAGUUCUGGACGAGACUUGUAUUGCAUUUUCAUUUCCAAAGCUGUGUGCUGAGAGUGUGACCCGAUGAGCUGCCAGGCCAUCCUGCCGUCGUGCUGGGGGGCUGGCCAAAGCCCACUGUGGGGUUUGCACCGGUGAUACCCAGGCCAGCCAUUUGCUGGUUCAUCUGUGAAACACAAAAGACUUGAUUAUUAUUUUCACCAGUGACAGUCAAAGCACUAGGGUAAAACAAAACAAAACCAGACUACCAUUAUUUCUCUACAGGAAGUAAAUAGCUACUCUUGAGUUCAUGUCUUCCACUUUCCAGUACUGCCAUAUAGUGAUCUCAGUCAUAUGAUAGCUAUCUUUUAAUACAGAUAAUAUUGGUAUAUAAGUAUUACUCUAACAACAAUUAUUCUACCUUUACACAAGUUUAAAAAGCUUUAACGAAUAAUACGCUUUUCAGCUAUCUGACAUGUCAAAUUUGCAGUGUGCCUAUGUCUGGCAGCGUGGAACGCCAAGGUGAGAAUUAUGUGCCAACUUGGCUGGGCCAUGAUCCUCAGUGGUUACUUACAGCCAUAGCGCCUUUUUUCUUCAUCUGAAGCAAAGUAUAUGCUAUACAAUAUUUGCACGUCUUCAUGUCCCACCCACCUUGGUAUACAUUUAAGCUAUGUAAUUCUCUAAAAGGAAAGGCAAGAAGGUUUCCAUAAAGCAUAGACUGAGUUUGAAAGUAAGUCAAUUAUUUGAGAGUUUUCAAAGAUACGAACUACAUCACAAUAGGGCACAUUUGACUUUCUUGUCUAGUACCGUGAUGUGCCCUAGGUGUGCUUCAGCAUACUGACCACACACCAAAGCUGUGACUGGUAAUUUGCUAUUUAAUGAUGAGAAGGGAAGAGGACUCUCUAGGCACCUUCCUCUAUAAAAAACAAAACAAAAAACAGCCCCACUGCCGUCAAUUACAACUCACAGCAGCUCUGAGCAGAACUAGCUGCCCAGAGGCUUUCCAAGGCAGUGAUUUUUAGGAAAGCAGACAGCAUGCUCACGCCACUUGGGCUGCUUCUUAAACAAGCACAAGUGAAAAUACCUUAAGAAGGUGGGGGCCCCAGGACAUGAGAGAGCCUGGAUUCUCUCCCUCACACUCACCACCCAGCAUGACUUAAGAGAGGGGUUUGAACUUCUAAUCAAUUGCUAUCUUUACUGUUUGUUUUUUUCCUGCUAGAGUUUUACGUUAAUAAAACCAUUUAGACAAAUCUGGCGGGCAAUGUAUCCCUACCUGUGAGAGACUCCACUGGGGCUGCUGAGCUUGCGGCACACCAAACUUACUCUGGGACGCCGCAGCCAUUGGUCCCACCAUUCCGCCUUGGGGCCCGACAACAUUUUGAGGAAGUGGCAUCACAGCAGUUUGUGCAUUCCCCAUAAACCCAUUAGGUAUGGGCACGCCCACCAUCAUAUUUGGGCUCUGUCCCAUUACAUUUCCCAUAAGGCCAGGAGCUGCAGACACAGGAACUCCCAUUGCUGGAAAACCUUGAAAUACAGUUGGUGCUUGUGAGGUAAAUGGCAUAUUUGUGGGCCCCAUAAACACACCUGCAAUGCAACCAUGAAAAGAAACGGGGUUAUUGCAAACAGCUGUGCUCUCUAUAAUCACAGCAAAACGAUUAUUGCCUUUCUGUACUCACAGUAAAACAAUCCUUGUCUGGUUGUUCCCUCAGAGCUGCCUACUUCCAGAAUGCAGACACCUCCCUUAUCAAACUGGUUAUGUUCUCACAGCCCUACGUGAAAGCUGCUGUUAUGGGAAUGCUCACUCAUUUGAAGGCAGCGGUAUGCACAGAGCUGAUGAGUCAGGGAGGAGACCGCUUGGAGUUUUUGCUCUCCAGAGAAAUGUCCACCUACUGAGCGGCUCUGCAUACUGGCCCCUAGCAAACACCUGUGGGGUCUGUGGAGAGGUGACCAUGGUGCUGCCCCAAACCACAGCUCUGCGGCCCUUUAAAAAAUUCUCGUAAUCAAUAUUCAUGAGAUGGAUUUGGGGCUCAGGGGCAGGGCUAUCACUCAAAACAGGUUUUUAAGGUAUUUUAGAUUUUUCACUAUUGUCAAAAUGUCAGAUGAAAUGUGCACUAGCGAGAAGACCAAAGUAGACCGCAUGAGUUUAUAUGCUGUUUCUGCAAACUAUCCAAUGGUCUCCCACAGGUCAGAGGCGAGCGACUAUCUGGAUUCACUGAAGCAGUUCGUUGUUUUAGAGGAAAUGUCUUGACAGGUAUUAAAAGUGAGCAAAUCAUAUUGCCACAUCAUUAAAAGUAUGUAUUUUAAAGCUUUUUGGAAUCCAUGUGAUAAUUCAGAUUACAUAUUGUGUACCUGCAGAGAAAAUGUCAAUGUGCCCAAACUUCAAACCACAGUAAGUUAUGUGAAUAGCUUGUUAUAAUUCUAAAUGAAUAAAGUUCUAUGUCUCUUCA